AAAAAUAUUCGUACAGUUGCUAUUUAUGUUCUGUGUUGUCACCAUGUAUAAUAAAACAAACAUUUGUUGUACAAAUAUUUAUUUUUACAAACGUAUACAUAUUUUAUCACUCAAUCGUCUAAGCUAGGAUUUGCAUAAUGAGGAAAGUCAGUAGUUUAAUUUUUCACUAAAAACCACCCCUCCGGGCGCCAUUAUGGCCACCCCUUCCCCCUCCACUCUAUUGUCACGUGCUAAAUAAUAAUCCACCUCCCCUCAAACGGCCAUGAUCCUCGCCUACUCGUUUUAUUGUUCCUUAUCUGUGCGAUAUCCGCGAUUAAAAAAAUCGUUUGUUGCCCGUCGAAAAAAUCAAUUAUCUCGCAUAACCCAGUUAUAGAAAAUGCUACUGAACUGAACUACACGAUGCGAAAAUUCGUACUAAAGCCAGGCCACCCUGAAAAACUCCACAUCCAGCUCCUGCACCACAAACAGAAGUACAACUGGGACUGCGGCAUUUCGUGCGUGUUGAUGGUCCUCCCCAAAAAACACCGCCACCACUUGCUGAAAAAUUUCACUAAAGUUUGCAAAGAGGAGGGAGUUUUUGGGAGCACGUGGACUAUAGAUUUGUGUUAUUUGCUGAAGCGGUACGAGGUGGGGCAUGUUUUUUACACGGUCACUCUGGGGGUGCAUCCGGGGUACAGGGGGAACAGUUUCUAUCACAAUAUCUUAACUAAGGACGAGUUUCGGGUCAAUCAGAGGUUCGAAACGGCCAAAGCCAGCGGUGUUUUGGUCGAAAGAGCGUCGAUUUCGAUGCAAACGAUUCUCGAUCAUUUGAUCAACGGGCCUGUGAUUGUCCUGACGAACGCCAGGCUGUUAAACUGUGAUGUUUGCAAGUUGAAUAAGAUUUCAAGCGAGUUGAGGAAAUGUAUUCCGUGGCCCAUGGCCUACCAAGGGCACUACAUUGUCCUGUGUGGGUACGAGUUGGCGGCUCGGAAAAUACACUACCGGAAUCCGUCGUUUGGUGAUCGGGUGUGUGUCAUGUCGGUUGAGGUGUUGGAGGAGGCGAGGAAGAGUUACGGGACUGAUGAGGAUGUGAUUCUUGUUUAUAAGUGAUUUUUAUUUAUUGUCUUUGAAAAUAUUAAUAAAAUAUUUGAGUGAU
Tribolium castaneum (red flour beetle) is the source of this 1135-nucleotide messenger RNA. RefSeq lists its product as uncharacterized. Lineage: Eukaryota; Metazoa; Arthropoda; Insecta; Coleoptera; Tenebrionidae. The transcript has 4 exons. Bases 400 to 1089 code for a protein of 229 amino acids. The record is from RefSeq and is a predicted model, not a curated record.